Messenger RNA from Euleptes europaea (tarantolino), 1113 nucleotides. RefSeq names its product ribosome binding factor A (gene RBFA). The transcript is spliced from 7 exons. The record is from RefSeq and is a predicted model, not a curated record. Gene Ontology annotation, biological process: rRNA processing. NCBI's taxonomy places the organism in Eukaryota, Metazoa, Chordata, Lepidosauria, Squamata, Sphaerodactylidae. The coding region runs from base 1 to 1113 and encodes 370 amino acids.
AUGUGGACCGUUAGAGGCGGUUGGAGAGCCGUUGCCGGAAGCCGGGCGGUCGCCGUGCACGGGGCGGCGGCUGCAGGGCGGCGAGGGCAGAAUCCCGCUCCCCUCCGCGUGGAUGGAGGCCUGUUCCUGCCGGGCUGCCCCGGGUGCCGGGCUCUCCGCUCCUCCGCCCCUCUCUGCGGCUCCAGGAACCUGCUGAGGAAGCUCCUCUACAAAAAGAAGAAGAAGUUUUGGUAUGAUAAUCCUACAUUGGGCUCCCAUCUGGUAAGAACAGGCAGACCAACCGGCUUGAACAAUGUUUUAAAGCAUACUCCAUCAAAAGUUAGAAAAGAAGAGAGCAUACGUAAGAGAACCCUAGAUGUUCUGUUGUACAAAGCUGUGAGAGAUAUUCUGAAUUCUUGUGAGGCUGGCGAAGAACUUUACAAUCUCAAUGUAGAACUGUCUAAGGGAUCCAUGGCACCAGAUUUUUCAACAUGUCGUAUGUAUUGGAAGAUUACUGGUGAUAGAGAACAGGAUGACCGAAUUGAUAUGCUUCUGCAGAAGAAGGCUUCGCAUAUAAGGCACAUUCUGAUUACAAAUCAGGUCAAAGGAAAUGUUCCUCCAAUAGUAUUUGUCAGAGACAGAACAGAUGCUGCAGUACAAGAGAUUGAGAGGUUAUUGGCAAUUGCAGAUUUUGGGCCUGAAGAAGAAGAAAAUGAAUUGGAUCAAAAUGACCUCAGCAAACAAGGAUCUGGCAAGACUCCUGUAUCUUUGGACACCUCGGAUUCUCCCAUCCUCUCUAACCUGUUUGGAAUUGAUCAUGAAGAUUUAAAUAAGCAAAUACUUGAAUACAAAACAAUGAAAAAGGACAAGGAGAUAGAAGGGGUUGGAUUGUCGGAGCAGCAGCAGGAGCAGCUGGCUGAGAUACGGAAGCAAAAUAAACUAAAGAAACUGAGAAAGAAGAAAGCCAGGAAGGCUUCUGAUGCUAUCACACCUGAGAAAUAUUUAAUUGACAAGUACAAUGAAGAUUAUUGGGACAGUGAAGAUGAAUCCCUCCAAGAAAGUGAACUGGAAUAUCAGUUACAGGAAAUAGAAAAUGAGCUGGAGGCAGAUAAUAGAAACACAAAGCUUAAGUGA